UCAUGUCUCUGCAACGCCAACAACAAGAUAACAAUGUACAAAGCUGUUGAUGUUCUCCUUACAUAUAGCAUUUGAUUCUAGCGCAACUUGCCAUAGGAAGAUUGCCUAUUUGAAGAGGAUGAAGGGGCUGUGCUUCCGGUGCCUUAGCAACAAACACCUCGUCAACAAUUGCAGGGAGCCAGUCAGAUGCUGGAACUGCAAAAGCUUCGGGCACCUUGCCCGUAGCUGUCCCAAAACUCCAAUGCCACAGCCCUUGUGUUGUCUCCUCCACUUUCUGCUAAGCUCCGCGACAAGAAGAAGCUACGCCGACGUCGUCAUGUCUUCGUCCGGCAAUCGUCGUGGGAGGCAUGAAGACAGGCCGGAGUUGGACCACUGCGCUAUGGCUGCUACUCAGGAUAUGCUGGAAGGAGAGCGUGCUUUCAUCAGCCAUGCCGUGGUGGUCUGGCUGGGCGAGAACCGGCCACGCACGGAGCUCUACCACGUCAUCGAAGCUUUCAAGGCGGAGUUCGGAGUGCAUUCCCAUCAGAUUCAGGUCUCCGAGCACGCUCCGGAGGACUGGCUGGUUUUCUUCACCGACCCCAGCUUGGCUGAGGCGGCUGCUGCCAGGCAGGCUUCAGAUGUGGUGGGCGCCACUUCCGCGUGGCUCCAUGGAGCGCGGACAGGCACACAGAGGAGGUUGACAUGCCUUUUCGUGCUCGUCUUUGCAUUGAGAACUUACCUGUCAAUGCAUGGGUGAGAGAAGCUGCUGAGAAGAUCAUCGGGCCUCACUGUGCAGUGUGCACUGGACUUCAUUGAGCCGAGUUCAGUGCGCCGUGAGAACACUUCUACCUUCAACGUGUGGGUCUCGACCUCGGACCCUUUCGCCAUCGCCAAGGCCAUGUGGCUCACCAACACGGCCCCUGCCGACGGAACCCCUGCAUCCUACGCCGUCUCACUACGUCAACCCCUUCCGAGGCGUGAACCCAGGCGCGGAUGCUGCUGCAGGCUUACUGUGCACCUCGACCAGUACAUCGACCUCUCCGCACGGGUCGGGGGAACCCGUCAAGAUGCACUGGAAGCUUGGUGGCUCUGACGGUUCCAGCAGCAGGCGACGGUACUGCAGUGAGCAAGGCGGUCGCGACUCCUUCUCCAAGCGCGACCACGACGACGAUGAAGAAGAGGGACGCCGUGGUCGCGGUGAUGGCCGCAAGGACAAGUCCUGGCACCGUGGCUGGCUGUCCAGGAGCAAGAGCGGCCGCCACGAGCCAUAUCGCCGCAAGGACUCCCGCGGGAGGCACCCUGCCUAUGAUGAUAUGGCACUGGGCGCGAACUGCACUGGGUCUGGUCCUCUACGCCGGCGCUACAACGGCAAGAAGCGAGCUACAACGACUUCUCCUACAAAAAAAGCAGGUUCUGGUUGUGCAGGACACAAAUACUGCAGCUGAAGGCUCCGUGGAACUCGCCCAAGGGUCGGAAGUACAGGUUGCUGAUGGUAGCUGCACUCUGCAAGAGUUCCUGGACAACAUCGCGCAGCCACGACCUCGGCAUCUCCUCCCAACGCCGGCAAAGUCUGCUACAAGCAAGCGCCAACUCCAGCAGAACAUCGCCAACGACCCUGCCCAACAGAACAUGCAAGAGAACUCCAUUGUCCGUCGCAGCGCGCGCCUCUCCAAAAAUCCAAAGGGGGCUGGCGCGCUGGAACUGAAGGCUCAAGAAUUCCUCGCGCGCGGGCUCGGCAUCAUUUCUGAUGGCGAGGACUUCGAUGAUGCUGCCAAGUCUCUCUUCGUCAAGAUGUUCCAAGGUCCAGAGCCACUCACUGAAGCUGCAAUCCUCGCCAUCGACAAGCUGGUUGUAUUGAUCAAGAAAAAGAUGCAGAAAAAGAAAGGAAAGGGGAAGGGGAAGGCCAAAGAAACCCUUCUCCUAGGUGCUGCUCCAGUCGUCGAUGUCUGAUUCAAGCAAGUGUCUGUCUCCUGCGUGCGUAGUGUGCGGCCUGUUUCCAAUGCGCAUGCUUCUUCAUGUAAUGCUUCGUGUUAGUCGUCGUAUUUUUCGCGUUAGUCGUCGUGUCUGCCAGCAUUGUGUGCGGCCUCCGUCUUUGUUCCAGACUUCCUGCGGCUUAUGCAGGCCUUUCUACAAAGCAAAGACAAUCGUGUUCGGCUAUAUUUUUGUUUCUUCGAUUGCGCCACUGCUUCAGCCUGUUUACUCCAGUUUUAUGGUUCUUCCAGUUGUGUUCCUUGGUUACCCAUCAGUGGCGGAGCGUGAGCUAAACAUAAGAGGGGGCGAU
Messenger RNA from Brachypodium distachyon (stiff brome), 2260 nucleotides. RefSeq lists its product as uncharacterized. The record is from RefSeq and is a predicted model, not a curated record. The transcript is spliced from 2 exons. NCBI's taxonomy places the organism in Eukaryota, Viridiplantae, Streptophyta, Magnoliopsida, Poales, Poaceae. The coding region runs from base 973 to 1929 and encodes 318 amino acids.